Messenger RNA from Armigeres subalbatus, 3689 nucleotides. Its product is annotated as NAD(P) transhydrogenase, mitochondrial-like. The transcript has 9 exons. Lineage: Eukaryota; Metazoa; Arthropoda; Insecta; Diptera; Culicidae. Gene Ontology annotation, biological process: NADPH regeneration; proton transmembrane transport. Gene Ontology annotation, cellular component: mitochondrial inner membrane. The record is from RefSeq and is a predicted model, not a curated record. Bases 314 to 3511 code for a protein of 1065 amino acids. Gene Ontology annotation, molecular function: NADP binding.
CUCCCCCACAUCUCAGUCGAGUACAGUGACUCCGAGGAGACACUUGCCGGUUGCAUUUAUUUGGCACAUUGUCCACAGAGUCGCUGAUAGGUUUUUGUUCUUUUUACGUCGUUCUGUUUCACUUUAUGUGCGAAAUUACCCUUCGGCCAUAGGAACCCUUGGAUUCGGUGCACUUGAAUCAACUGCAUCAAGGUAAUCGAAGACGCCCGUUGCCUACGAUACGAUAUCGAGGAUUGGCACUCUGCACCUUCGAUCGUUAAAACGUUUCGCUGAUUGUCGCUUAUUCACUGAUAACAUAGUAGGCUGAGAAGAGAUGACGCGUGGCGUGCUACGUCUCUGCACCUAUGGAGGCAAUGCUGUUUUGCAUAUUUCCAAGCCUACGCAUCCGUUGCGGCUGUUCUCAGGUAGUGUGAAACUACUGCAAAAAGAUGGCAAACCGGCAACAGCUGUGACUGGAAUUCCGUACAAAAAUAUCGUUAUCGGCGUUCCGAAGGAAAGAUGGGUCAACGAAAGACGCGUCGCUGUAACUCCCGCCGUUACGGCCACCUUGGUCAAGAAGGGCUUCAAAGUAAACGUUGAGUCCGGGGCUGGAUUCGACGCCAAGUUCCGCGAUGCUGAUUACGUUUCGGCUGGAGCCAAUAUCGUCGAUAAAUCGCAAGCAUUCCAAUCCGAUAUUGUGCUGAAGGUAAGACAGCCAAUGGACACCGAAAUUCCAACACUGAAGGAUAAUUCAACCCUGAUUUCAUUCCUGUAUCCAACGCAAAAUAAGGACUUGAUUGAGAAACUGUCUCAGAAGAAAGUGAAUGCAUUUGCGAUGGAUGCCAUUCCACGUAUUUCACGCGCACAAGUAUUCGAUGCCUUGUCUUCGAUGGCCAACAUCUCCGGUUAUCGAGCGGUAAUUGAGGCUGCCAACCAUUUCCCACGAUUCUUCACGGGUCAAAUUACUGCCGCUGGCAAAGUUCCACCCGCAAAGAUCCUGGUCAUUGGAGGAGGUGUUGCUGGGUUAGCUGCCAUUGGUCAAGCUCGAGGUAUGGGUGCCAUUGUGAGAGCCUUCGAUACCCGUCCAGUCGUUAAAGAACAAGUCGAAAGCAUGGGAGCCGAGUUCCUGACGAUCACCAUCGAAGAGGAUGGCUCUACAGCGGGAGGCUACAGUAAAGAAAUGAGCAAGGAGUUUAUCGAAGCCGAAAUGGAUCUGUUUUCCAAGCAGUGUAAGGAAGUCGACGUAAUUAUUACGACCGCGCUGAUUCCUGGAAAGAAAGCUCCUAUUCUCAUCACCGAAGAAAUGGUCAAGUCAAUGAAGCCCGGUAGCGUAAUUGUCGAUUUGGCAGCUGAAGCAGGAGGAAACGUUGCUACCACCGUUCCUGGAAAAGUGGAAACAGUUCACGAUGUGGUUCACGUUGGCUUGACAGAUUUCCCUAGUCGCCUACCCACGCAAAGUUCCACGCUGUAUGCGAAUAACAUUUCAAAAUUCUUGCUCUCAAUGGGUGAGAAAGAUCACUUCAAUAUUAAUCUUGAGGAUGAAGUCGUUCGAGGCAGUAUUGUUCUUCAGAAUGGAAACCUGAUGUGGCCUCCACCAGUUAUCUCAGUUUCCGCGAAACCACCCCCGGCGGUAGCUUCCGCAAAGUUACCCGUUAAAGCUGAAGUUCAACCACCGAACGCAUUCAACGAAACGUUGAAGAGCAGCAUGCUCUACUCCACGGGUUUGGGAAGUUUGCUCGGUUUGGGUGCCAUUUCACCUAAUCCCGCUUUCACAACUAUGAUGACUACCUUCGCUAUGUCCGGCAUAGUCGGGUAUCACACCGUUUGGGGGGUGACCCCUGCACUGCAUUCACCUCUGAUGUCCGUGACGAAUGCGAUCUCCGGUAUCACGGCUGUUGGUGGGCUGCUUCUGAUGGAUGGCGGUGUGACUCCAACGAACACGAUUGAAACACUGGCUGCUAGCGCGGCCCUGAUUUCUUUCAUUAACAUCUUCGGUGGAUUCCUGGUCACCCAGCGUAUGUUGGACAUGUUCAAGAGGCCCACUGACCCACCGGAGCACAACUACCUUUAUGGAAUUCCCGGUGCACUGUUCUUGGGAGGAUAUGGGGUAGCUGCUUUGCAAGGAAUGCCCGAAAUUCAUCAAAUGGCCUAUCUUGCAUCAAGUUUGUGUUGUAUUGGUGCCUUAGUUGGUUUAUCUUCGCAGAAGACUUCCCGUUUGGGAAAUUCACUUGGCAUGAUUGGCGUUACCGGUGGUAUUGCUGCAACCCUGGGUCACAUGGCGCCUAGUAAUGAGGUUCUUAUGCAGAUGGGAGGAGUUGCUGGUAUUGGCGCAUUGAUCGGAUCCAUCAUUGCGAAAAGAAUCCAAAUUACAGAUCUACCUCAGCUGGUGGCUGCUUUCCACAGUUUGGUUGGUGCAGCAGCUGUUCUGACAUGUGUGGCCACUUACAUGCAUGACUUCCCUACUUUGGCAACUGACCCAGCUGCCAAUGUUCUGAAAACUGCGUUGUUCUUGGGCACAUACAUCGGAGGCGUUACUUUCAGCGGAUCACUUGUAGCAUAUGGAAAACUACAAGGCAUGUUGAGCUCAUCACCUCUUUUGUUGCCUGGUAGGCACAUGAUCAACGCCGGUUUGCUGGCCGGUAACCUGGGAGCUAUGGCGAUGUUCUACAUGGAACCUACUAUGACUGGUGGACUGGGACUUCUGGGAACCACGGCUGCGUUGUCCACGGCCAUGGGCGUAACGCUAACAGCUGCCAUCGGUGGUGCUGACAUGCCCGUCGUCAUCACCGUUCUAAACUCCUAUUCCGGCUGGGCACUGUGUGCUGAAGGAUUUAUGUUGAACAACAAUCUAAUGACAAUUGUAGGAGCACUGAUCGGAUCUUCUGGUGCUAUCUUGUCUUAUAUUAUGUGCAAAGCGAUGAACCGAUCUCUGGCGAACGUUAUUCUGGGAGGAUAUGGCACAUCUUCAACAGGAGGAGGUAAACCAGCCGAAAUCGUGGGAACUCACACUGAAGUAAACGUGGAAGGUGUCAUUGAUAUGAUCAAAAACUCGAAAAACAUCAUUAUCACUCCGGGAUACGGUUUGUGUGUUGCAAAGGCCCAAUAUCCAAUUGCUGAAAUGGUUAAUAUCCUGAAGUCACAAGGCAAGAAGGUGCGCUUCGGUAUCCACCCAGUUGCCGGAAGAAUGCCUGGACAGUUGAACGUCUUGUUGGCUGAAGCCGGUGUGCCGUAUGAUGACGUUCUAGAAAUGGAAGAAAUCAACGAAGACUUCACGGAAACUGAUCUGGUCCUGGUUAUUGGUGCAAACGACACAGUAAACAGUGCUGCGGAAGAUGAUCCCAAUUCGAUCAUUGCUGGAAUGCCGGUCCUGCGUGUGUGGAAGGCUGAUCAGGUUGUCGUGAUGAAGCGUUCGCUUGGUGUUGGAUAUGCCGCCGUUGACAAUCCAAUAUUCUACAAGCCAAAUACGUCCAUGCUGUUGGGAGACGCCAAGAAAACUUGCGAUGCUCUGCUGGCCAAGAUCAAGGAAGCGUAAUUGUGAAUGUGCGGAUUUUAGCUAGAUUUAUGUUCGAUAUGUUCAAACUCUAUCUUAUAGGUAAAUUGUGUCGACUUGAAUGUGUUAUCAGUGCCAUUGAAUGAUUUUAUGAAACAUGGUGAAUAAUAGUGUAAAUAAAUGUGAUUCUAAGGAUGAUAGUGAUACCUGUUUGAUCAUA